AUGGAAGCGCAAGAAUUAGCUGGCUUCGUAAAAUUAUUGGCAGACAAAAAUAAGGAAGAGGAAGCUACAGCUGCAAAGCGCAAAAAAAAACAGAGAUAUCCAGAAGCACAUUGGCUGAAAUUUCUAACGAUGAAGAAGCAAAUACACAGACCAAAUAGGGUGUUAAAAGUUGAUAAAAAUGAGACAAGAUUUAUCUCACACAAAGAGAACUACUUCGGAAGUUACUUUAAAGCUGUCCCUCCACAAAAGCAAAAAAGAAAGCAAAAGAAAAGUCUUGGAUCCACUGCACUAAAGAACCUCCACAAUGGACAGGUACCCAUUAAGGAAGCAAAAGUGAAGGAUCUUUUACAUCUUACCCAGUUCUUGAUCAGCCCUGAUGCAAAAUCGUUCUAUGAUGCUCUGGUAGCUGAUUCCCAAACCAAAGAAGAUGACAGCGACAUCGAAUUUGCUGACGACCCACCCAUUGAUUAA
Molecule: messenger RNA, 471 nt
Organism: Psylliodes chrysocephalus
Lineage: Eukaryota; Metazoa; Arthropoda; Insecta; Coleoptera; Chrysomelidae
Source: the annotation of a GenBank genome assembly